AUGACGCACAAGCAGGAGGAGCGCAGAGACCUGGAGGCGGCACGCGCGGAGGCGGAGAGGAGGAUGAUCGGGAGCGCGCUCGAGAGAGAGGGAGGCGGCUGUGGUGCAACGGAUAGCAAUAACAAGUCAAUGAUCAGAAUCAGCAGGGCAAGAUGUAUGCCUAUCUACCAUUGCCAGGAUUCAUCCGCGCAGAUGCUCAACGGCCAGAAUCCGUCAGGCGAGACGGAAGUUGGCCAGUUUCAGGCAGCGCUUGCGGAUUCCGGACAGGCUGAGUUCUAUGCGGCGGGCUUCACUACCGAGAACCUCGAGCUCCUCUCCCGGUUUUACGAAAAGUACCCUGAGUAUGCAGAACGUUAG
Messenger RNA from Dichomitus squalens LYAD-421 SS1, 357 nucleotides. RefSeq lists its product as uncharacterized. Bases 1 to 357 code for a protein of 118 amino acids. Lineage: Eukaryota; Fungi; Basidiomycota; Agaricomycetes; Polyporales; Polyporaceae. The transcript has 2 exons. The record is from RefSeq and is a predicted model, not a curated record.